Molecule: messenger RNA, 11305 nt
Organism: Temnothorax curvispinosus
Lineage: Eukaryota; Metazoa; Arthropoda; Insecta; Hymenoptera; Formicidae
Product: sodium channel protein 60E-like
Exons: 20
Coding region: 151-6057 (1968 amino acids)
Biological process (GO): neuronal action potential; sodium ion transmembrane transport; membrane depolarization during action potential
Cellular component (GO): plasma membrane; voltage-gated sodium channel complex
Molecular function (GO): voltage-gated sodium channel activity
Source: RefSeq, a predicted model, not a curated record
CAGACGUUCUGCGUGGUAUCCAAGAGGUUCCGCAAGAACUAUAUUCAUAGAUUUACGGCGACCAACAGUUGGUUCAUAUUCUCCCCGUGGAAUCCUAUUCGGCGGUGCUGUAUCUUCCUAAGUACGAAUCAGUACUUCGAUUACGUGGUCAUGGCUACUAUCCUUCUUAACUGCGUCUUCCUGGCCAUGACCGAAACCGUCGAGGAAGCCGAAUAUAUCUUCCUACUUAUAUACACGGCGGAAAUGGUGAUAAAAUCAAUCGCGAAGGGAUUUAUACUGAACAAGUACACUUAUCUACGGAAUCCCUGGAAUUGGUUGGACUUCGUGGUGAUUACCAGCGGAUACGCCACUAUCGGGAUGGAAGUCGGGAAUCUGGCCGGUCUCAGGACGUUCAGGGUGUUGAGAGCACUUAAGACUGUAUCCAUUAUGCCAGGUCUAAAAACUAUCAUCAACGCGCUGUUACACAGCUUCAAGCAACUUGCCGAAGUAAUGACGCUGACAAUUUUCUGUCUGAUGGUUUUUGCACUGUUCGCCUUGCAAGUUUAUAUGGGCGAACUUAGGAAUAAGUGUGUGAAGCAUCAAGAGCCGAAUGCCACACAAAUCGACUGGAGGGAGUGGACUUGGAACUCAUCCAAUUGGGCGUUCGACGAGGACGAGGAGCCGAUUAUCUGCGGCAACGUAACCGGCGCCAGGCACUGCAACGAGAGCUACACUUGUCUCUGCGUUGGCCCUAAUCCAAACCACGGUUACACCAACUUCGAUAAUUUCCUGUGGUCGAUGCUCACAACCUUUCAGCUGAUUACCUUGGAUUACUGGGAGGACGUCUACAACAAGGUGUUGUCGGCAUGCGGACCUAUUAGCGUCACGUUCUUCACAGUCGUCGUUUUCUUUGGAUCAUUUUAUCUGCUAAACUUGAUGCUGGCCGUCGUGGCGUUGAGUUAUGAAGAAGAAGCCGAGAUUACGAACGAGGAACGAAGGAAAGACUUGACGGAUCAUCGUGAGGAUUCGACGUUCAGUUUCGAUCCGUCGAAAAUCAACAUUAAGACACUGACGAAAGAUAAACAGAAGAGGAUAGACGCCCGUAAAGGAGUCUUGCUCAGCAGUUAUACGAGGAAGAAGACGCGUAGAAGAAAACGCGGGAGGAGCAGCGCCGGUCAGGAGAAAAACGGUGGUGCACGCAGCAGAUCCAUUACACCCAGUCCGAGUCCAAGUCCCAGGCACUCCAGUGUACGGCCUUGCCACUUGCCGCUCCAGAACAUUAGUCCCAGACCGCCGGAACCCAAUACGGUUCACCGGCUGGCGCCGAAUCGGGGUAUGUUGCACUCCAGGCAAGCCAGCAACAAUAGCAAUCAACAGUCGUCUUUGGAUGACUCCGGGGUGGUGGAUGACCACGACGGCGACGAUGUCACGUCCGCCGAGGAACAUGACAAACGGGAACAUCGCGUCGAGAAAUCGCAGGAGAAAUCCCCGAGGGAACACGGCAGGGUCCAACCAGCCCAACAAAUGCGCCCGGAUUGCCCACCGGCGCCGGUCACCGUGUCGGUGAGGACUGGCAAUCGGGAGAUUCGAGUGCUCAAGUGCAACGGGGUCAAAACCAAGAAACAUAUGUACGCGCUGCCGCCAGAGUACCUGUCGCAUAUUGUAGUUUUAGAUGAUCUUCCAGAUAGAAACUGCGAUAAGUGUAUUCAAUGCUGCGUUGAUUAUGAAGGAUGGCUGAGAUUUCAGAACUGUCUGUAUAAGGUGGUGAGAGAUCCCCUGUUUGAACUAAUGAUCACCCUCUGCAUCGUCUUGAACACCGGCUUCCUGGCGAUGGAGCAUCAUGGCAUGAGCGAGUCGAUACGGCAGGCGCUCAACAUCGGCAACAAGGUGUUCACCAGUAUCUUUACGUUCGAAUGCUUCCUGAAGCUCCUGGCGUUGAGUAAGGACUUCUUCAACAAUGGCUGGAACAACUUCGACUUGAUCAUCGUUUCUGCGUCGCUUAUCGAUUUAACGUUCGAGUUAGUGGACGGUCUGUCGGUGAUACGUGGUCUCAGAUUGUUACGCGUUUUAAAGCUCGCGCAAUCCUGGACGACGAUGAAGGUUCUCCUCAGCAUCAUAAUCUCAACGAUAGGCGCGCUCGGUAAUCUGACCUUCGUACUGCUGAUCGUGAUCUACAUAUUUGCUGUGAUCGGGAUGCAGUUGUUUAGCAAAGACUACACCCUGGACAAGUUCUAUCCGGAUCCGGUGCCGCGAUGGAACUUCAACGAUUUCUUCCAUUCGUUCAUGAUGAUAUUCCGCAUUUUAUGCGGCGAGUGGAUCGAGCCGCUGUGGGACUGCAUGCGUGCGGAAAGAGACGACGGGCCGGGUACGUGCUUCGCGAUAUUCCUGCCGGCUCUGGUGAUGGGCAACUUUAUGGUCCUCAACCUCUUCUUGGCGUUGUUGCUCAACAGCUUCAAUUCCGAGGAGCUGAAGCAGAAGAAAGAGGAAGUCCGCGACGAGUCAAAGCUCGCGCGUUCGUUCGACCGCAUACGGUCGAUCGUGCGUAAGCAGAAGCAUCAGAAGGAGAAUUCCGAGAACGAGAAGAAUAUCCGGCUGGAGCAGAUCGUGCGCGAGGUGAUGGAUAAGUCCGACAAGGAGAAGUACGCGAUACAGGAAACCGUGCUGAGCCUUCCCAAAGACAAUAUUUAUAAUAGAUCGUAUCAGGAGAGUCUCAAUCAGCCGGUUUUCACGUACGACCCGAUCUAUCGUCAGGCUACUCUCACCACCUACUGUAGUCAGAGCAGUCAAGAGACGGUCAAGGAGAACAAGAAGCUGACCGAGAAGGGCAACAGCAACGAGACCAAUCCGGAGGAGAGUAUAGAGCUGGAAGUGCUGAAGGACGUCAACCCGGACGAGGAAGUAGCCAUGCUGCCGGAGGAGAAGCCGACCAUUCAAAACGACGAGAACAUAGCGAAAAGGCCCUGGCAUGCCCUCGUGAGUUACGUGGACGAACUCACGGUCGGAGGUAGAAGAGACAGUAAGGGAAGAUAUAUCGACGGGAUGGGCUCGUUUCCCGGGUUCGGCAGGAACAAGCAGCACAAGGAGCCGCUUGAUUGCCUUCCCCAGCACUGCUACCAGAAGUGUAGCUGUAUCAAUCGUUGCCUCGCCACGGAUCUCGGCAAGAAGUGGAUAAGAGUUCGUACGGUCGUCCUGUCGGUCGUGGACACGCCCGCUUUCGAAUGGAUGAUCCUAGUUUUAAUUUUCGCAUCUUCCAUAACGCUGUGCUUCGAGGACAUCUACUUAGACGACAAUCCUUUUUUGAAGAAGCUUCUCUAUUGGACCAAUCUUGGCUUCUGCGCACUUUUCAGCGUCGAGAUGCUCCUAAAAUGGCUAGCCCUAGGCUUCUGUAAAUACUUCACCAGUUUCUGGACAAUCCUGGAUUUUAUAAUCGUUUUCGUAUCUAUGUUUAGCCUUUUGAUAGAAGAAAAUGAGAACCUUAAAGUAUUACGAUCACUGAGGACACUACGCGCCCUGAGGCCGCUGAGGGCGAUCUCGAGAUGGCAAGGCAUGAGGAUCGUAGUGAACGCGUUGAUGUAUGCGAUACCUAGUAUAUUCAACGUGCUCCUCGUCUGUCUCGUGUUCUGGCUUAUUUUUUCGAUAAUGGGCGUCCAGUUCUUCGGCGGCAAGUUCUUCAAGUGCAUCGACGAGUACGGAGAAAUGCUGGAUAUUUCGAUAGUGAACACUAAGGAGGAGUGUUACAGCAAGAACUACUCUUGGGAGAAUAGUAAGAUCAGUUUUGAUCAUGUUGGCCUCGCCUACCUGGCUUUGUUUCAAGUGGCAACCUUCGAGGGAUGGAUGGAAGUGAUGGAGGACGCUGUGGACGCGAGGGGGGUGGAUCUGCAACCGCAGAGAGAGGCGAAUCUCUGGGCCUAUAUCUACUUCGUUAUAUUUAUCGUCUGCGGUUCAUUCUUCACGCUCAAUCUCUUCAUUGGAGUGAUCAUAGACAAUUUCAACAUGUUGAAGAAAAAGUACGAAGGUGGGGUGUUAGAAAUGUUUUUGACCGAAAGUCAAAAACACUACUACACUGCCAUGAAAAAACUCGGCCGUAAAAAGCCACAAAAAGUUAUAAAACGUCCGCUGAACCAAUUCCUCGCAAUGUUCUACGACCUGUCCAAUUCUCGCAGAUUCGAAAUAGCUAUCUUCGUUUUGAUAUUUCUCAACAUGCUGACGAUGGGGAUCGAGCAUUACAAUCAGCCACAUCCCAUCUUCUUCGUCCUCGAAGUGUCGAACGCGUUUUUCACGACUGUUUUCGGCCUGGAGGCGAUCGUCAAAAUAGUAGGUCUACGUUAUCAUUACUUCACCGUGCCGUGGAAUCUGUUCGACUUCGUGCUUGUGUUGGCGUCCAUCCUGGGUAUUCUGAUGGAAGACAUCAUGAUAGACUUCCCUGUGUCCCCGACGCUCUUGCGAGUCGUGAGGGUGUUCAGAAUCGGCAGAAUCUUGAGGCUCAUUAAAGCUGCGAAAGGUAUCCGCAAGCUGCUCUUCGCCCUUGUCGUCAGUCUUCCAGCGCUCUUCAACAUUGGGGCCCUACUGGCUCUGAUCACGUUUAUCUAUGCCAUCAUCGGCAUGUCUGUUUUCGGACAUGUCAGGAAACAAGGCGCAUUGGACGAUAUGGUGAACUUCGAAACCUUUGGUAGAAGUAUGCAGCUGCUGUUCCGUUUGAUGACUUCGGCUGGAUGGAACGACGUGUUGGAAUCGCUGAUGGUGCAACCACCUGAAUGCGAUCCCACUCCGAACAGCCGACAGAUGAACGGAGAUUGCGGAUAUCCCUUGCUAGCGAUCACGUACUUCACAUCAUUUAUCAUUAUCAGCUAUAUGAUAGUCAUUAACAUGUACAUUGCCAUCAUCUUAGAGAAUUUCAAUCAAGCUCAUCAAGAGGAGGAGAUUGGCAUCGUCGAGGAUGACUUAGAGAUGUUUUACAUCCGGUGGUCGAAGUAUGAUCCGCAUGCAACGCAAUUUAUCAGCUUCUCGCAGUUGAGCGACUUUAUAGCGAGCCUGGACCCACCGCUGGGGAUAUCAAAGCCUAACGUAGUAGCGUUGGUCAGCUUUAAUCUUCCCAUCGCAAGGGGUAACAAGAUUCAUUGUCUGGACAUCCUACACGCGCUCGUCAAGCACGUUCUUGGACACGUCGAGGAAUCAGACGACUUCAGGAAGCUGCAGGAGCAAAUGGACGUCAAGUUCAAGAAGCAGUUUCCGACCAGAAAAGAGUUGGAGAUAGUGUCUUCCACGAGAAUUUGGAAGCGGCAAGACAAAGCUGCCAGGUUAAUUCAGCGCACCAUAAGGGAGUACAUUGCAAUGAAGAAAGAGCGCGAAAGAAUUGCUCAGGAGGUGGACUCGCAGACGCAGACUUCGAGUCCGGGUGGUAUGGACGGUAGGGGCGGGGGUGGAUGGAGCGGUAAGCUGUCAGCUCUGCUGCACGUGCACCGGGGGAGCCGUGCCAGUAGCCGCAAGUCCUCCAGGGCCAGCGACGCCAGCGAUCUCAGCGAACUCGGCACCGCUUCGGCGUGGCUGUUCCCGAAUCUUCCUCUGCUGUUACUCUCCGGCGCCACUGGAACCCACGAGGACCUGCAACCCCCGGCGCUGACCGUGUCCCGUCCCUCACCAACCACCGAUCAACCCUCCGCUGCCUCCAGCUCCGGCUCGGACUCCCACGCUACCGUCAGAUCGCUGGGCCCCACGCUGGGCCGGCAGGAUGCAGUGGAGAAGUAUUCGGAGGAGGACAUGCUCAGUCCACCGACCUCGAAGCGCAGCUCCCUGCGGCCGAGCGGCACCACUCUCUCGCUGAACGCGCUACAGCGGGACAUCAAAGAGGCGUUCAACCGACGAUGUGGCAGCCUGAGACGUCGGGCGCCGCCGCCGGAGCCGGUGCAGCUUCCGGUCGAGAGUAGCGACGUGAGUAUCCUGGUGACGGAGCCGAGUCCGGAGAACACGGCACCGCCCUCGAGGCCGCCGCUGAUCAGGCAGCAGUCGGAGGCGACGGUGGUGCACGUGCUGGUGCACAGGGAGAGCGAGGAGUACCAGGACACGUCGGACGACAGCUGAUCCUAGUCGACGGCCACCACGCCGGAUAGUGACAGCGGCGCGACUCAGUGAUAAUACAUAUGUAGAACUAUAUUAUAUACAUAUAUGUAGACUUUUCACACACAGCGCAGAUCUAAUUCUAGAUAGGGCGAUAAUCCGCACGGCUUCUUCGGGGCGAAUCUCCUCGAGAUGGAGAGCGACACGUGCGUAUGUUGCGUGUGUGAGUAUGUAUGUGAGUGCGUAUGCGUCGUCGAAGUGUCAGAUGAGACAUUGUACGUAGCGAUGGUUCUCGGCCGAUUCAAAAAGAGAAUUUAAGGAUGACCGUAGAAUCCUUGUUGAUUUGAUAACUGCUUAUACUCAGAUGACCAUUCUCUUAGGAAUCAUUUUGUGGUAGUAUCAUUUUAUUGAAUCUGUGAUGUUCUCGAUUAGAAAUUUAAUUAGGAUUAAACACAGCAUAAUUAUUAUGAGAAUGCUUCCUAAUUGUCAUUGAACAUAUCCGCAUUAUUAUUGGUAUUAAACAUAUUAUAAAGGAUGCUAAUUUUACGCUUCAGUGCAAUCUUACUGCGAUAUUUAGGAGAAAAAAAAACAUCUCAUUUCUAACAAAAAUAAAAUUUUUAUUAUCUUAAAGAUUUUGUGUGAUAAAAUAGCUACAAAAAAUUUAUUGCUCAAUUUUUUGUUUUAAUAUCAUGAGAAAAGAGUAAGAUUGAGAGCCAUUGCAUUAAGAGACGAAGAAAGGGACAAGGACGAAGUUGAAAAGAAAUUUUCAACAAUUUUUCCGUUGCAAGCAUGGAUGAAAUAUCAUCGGUGGAGGAACCUGGAUAUCAUGUUGACUCAGCUCGCUUUUUGAUAAAAAUGCAUGCACCGUAAUGCUGGGUUCCCCCGUAACGACGAUGAAUUAUUUAUAAAGGAUGAAUUACCAGCGUAGCGGAAAUACCAGAUGUAGCCGUAUUCGAAACAGAAACGUAAUUUGUUGGGAUACGUCAGUUCUCGAAGUGAAUCGAAAUGAUGAUUUUGGUUUCUCAUUUUCGAGAUUUAUAUAAGUACGCGUACAAUUUCUUAAUUAAAAUAGGAACAUUUUAUUUAUCUUUGCCAAUGAGAAAAUAAAUUUAUUUACUCAGUAAAAAUAUACUUUUUCUUUCGAUAACACUAUAGUCGAACCAUGGUCUCUUGAAGUUUAGCGUCUCAAGAAUCACGAUCAGUCGCUGCGACCGUUCCAUCCGAAGCUCUUCUUCAUAUUUUUUAACAAUAAUUUUGACAGGGCAAGUUAUUAGCCUAGCGCUCAAUCCUGAACUUAGAACACCAGACCUCAUAUUAUGAAUUCCAAAUCCGUGGGAUCGUGACUCGUUAAUUAUAAGAAUAUAUAAACUCGCUUUAAAAGCCUGUUCUGCGCAUUUAUUUAUUUGUGAAAAUUUUUCUCGUGCAAGAAGAUUUCAAAGUACUUGAAAAUAUAAUAAUCAAUAUCAAAAUCAUUAUUUAAACUUGAAAAGAAAUAUAAAUCUCUGAAAUUAAACAAAUGUUAUUUUAACAUCGAUAUUUAAAUUAUUUCUUUCACUUCGAGCAUUGAACUGUUAUCGAUGAUAAAUCGACUUCGGCGAUUGCUUUGGUCAAUGAUUAUUACCACACUAAAUAUAUCAGUAAAAGAAUUGAUUCGUAAUAUUAGGCGUCAGUAUAUUUAGCACAAAUAACGAACAAUUUAUUACAUCAUCAAUUUUGCUACGUAAAAAGAUCCGUAUUGACGCAAUUGGCGAAUCAUUAUUAAUAUUAUCGUAAAUUCUAAGGACAAUUUAACGCUUUCUAAGAACAUUUUAAGAUAUAAAUCUUAAUACAUUUUAACCGCGUAUUUCCGACGCCUUUUGAUCAUACUGAUAUGUACAAAUUGUUCGCGGUGUUAGUUUAUACAUUAGCAAUUUUGUCUAUGCCAUACAUAAUUAAUAUUAAAUGUAAGUCACAAAUACAAUAUCUUAAUUAGUAGUUAUAUCGGCAAAAAAUACUGCAUUAAUCGCAAGGAAAGAGUAAAAAGCAUCAUUAUAAGUGCAUUAAGCUAAACAAUUCACGUAAAAUGAUUAACUCCAGUCAACGGUUUGACGAGUGCAUUCGAACUUACUGCAUUAUUCAAUAACCAACUAAUUAAUUGUUUUCAAAUAAGCCCAAACCAUCAACGUGGUAAACUUUCUUCUAAAAUAGCGACUAUUUCUAGUAAGUUACGCUACCCUGGUAAGAGCAUGCUUUGGAUCUCAUAAUUAUAUUAUCAUCGUUUGGUUCUUCAUGUGGAUUAAAAAAAAAUUAUUAAUUUCGCUAUUGAUGUAUAUAAAUUAUUUAUAAUUUAGCUAUUCAAUCUCAGCGUUGGGUAUCUAUAUACAUAAACAACAAUCACAUAUAGGCAGAAUGUCUAAAUUGUCACUUUUUACAUGGUCCAAUUAAACAAAUAACAAGAAACUAUUGCUAUUUAUUUAUUUAUUUAUUUAUUUAGACUGCUUGCGAAAAGAUAAUUUUGGAAUUCUAUACUUAUUGUUAGAUCAUGCGUAUAUGCCCAACACUGAAAUUUCAAACUUGAGAAUUUUUGAAACACUGAAACUUUUCGAAUAUAUUAAAAUACCAAAUCAAGAUUUUUAUAGAUAAUUGGAAUGUUUAGUAAUAACAUUUCAGACUGUAAUUAUCGGAAAAAGUUGUAAAAUUUCCAAUUAUCUAAUAAGCCGCAAAAUCGAUUGCAAUAACUUGAUUAAUGUUUGGAAAUAGCGUUUCAGCGCUUCGCUAUUGAAUUUCAUUAAAUCCUCAAACGUCGCCGGAUAGCUUUUAAUACUGAUUUAACGUGGCUUCAAUAAUUGAGAGCGAUAUUUGGACUCGCGUGCACAUAUAGAGACGUUUCUCAGUUAGCGUCUAACGGAACCUUUUUACUAUAACUCUACAUUUAUAUACGUCGUGAUCCUUGUCUCUUGCGUCGUAAUUAAGGGUGGUCGGACCAAAUCUGGGCACAUUCGACUCUGUUGUUUACGGUUUUCUCUUCACAGAAGAAGGAAGGAGGAAAACCUAGAUUGUUAGCACGUAGAUAACGCAGGCCGCCCGGAGUUUGCUACGAAGAACGAAUUUUAUCGGUAUACAAAAAGAGUACUGCCUCAAAUCUUAGGAUAAAUUAAUCGCGUCACUAACGGCGAGGAGGAUCGAAAAAAAGUAAAAAAGAAAGAUGAACCAAACAGACGGAAAUAAUGUGGCUUCCUUCGGCGAUUAUUAUCGUAACCAAAGUACUCCGUUUCUGUUUCUUUCCUCAUGAUAGUAGCAAGAUCUCGGCAAAAAAGCAAAUAGCGUUAUAGCUUUUGAAAUCUGAAUAAUUUUUACUUAAAAACAUUGUUCUUAAAUAAAAAAUGGUUGAAAACAAAGAGCUUUUUCGCGAAUUAAACGUCAAAGACGCGAAGAAACGACAAACAUUUGGUACUACAUUUGAAGUAAGAUGUUCACAGUUCUUGUUUGAUUUUUAUACUAAAUUGGAGGACAUAAAUAUAAAUUUUUUUAUUGAGGAAAAAUCGACUCUUAAUUUUACAAGAUAAGAAUUACUCACUCACUUAGUAUUAUACAUAGUGAUUACGUAAAAAGAGAAUGUUAAUAUGUAUAAUCACUUUCAAUUCUCGAAUAUCCUGUAUGCAUUUGCGACACCGUACUGCCGUUGUUCAAUUGAUUAGGCAUGUUUUCGUUGUAUAUAUAGAGAUCGUUACGUUAAACGCUAAAAUCAACAUUCGUAUACGCUCAGAUUUUAAUCGGUUUUUAUCUCUUUCGACUCUGUUGAUUGCCCGCAUCGUUAGAACUUUCAGAUAUUCAAAUAUUGCGCAAAAUGCCGUGACAAAUAACUUGUUGUAUAACUUUGACACUCGAUAGGCUUGUAACUGUGGGUUGAUUUAACACAAACAAUAUUCUAAAGGCCCAAAAACUCUACUCCCUAGAGAAUUAUCUACCUAAAGAAAAUUAAUUAAAUUUUAUUAACCUAAUUAGCGCUGAAUAAGUGAAAUUAAAAAAUUUCUGUUCUAUUCUGCAUAUUUUCAAGUAAAAAAAAUAAGAUAUUUUUCAACGGUUUUUACUGUCGGGAAUCACUUUUAAAAAUCAAAUUUUUAACUAGACGCUUGAUUUAACUUAAUUGAUUUUUACUAAACCUCUUAAAUAGAGAGCUUCAAAAAUAACUGAUAAUAUAUCCGACUUUACAUGCGAUUUCUAUAAACUUUCUAAGAACUUUCUAAGAACAGCGAGCACAUAGCGCGUACUCUUAUCAGUCUCAAAUUCUUUAUAAAACCGAAUCUGCGGCUUUUAUAGAGAUUUUUAGUAAUCGAAUUUUGUCGAAUAUUAAUAAUAAUCUUUUAAUACUAUCCGAUUAUAUAUCGAUUGCAGGUCUAAUUAAGAGGAGUAGAGAUCUCUUUGUCUCGAUCGAAUGUAAUCUCGAUUUUCAAUGUGUGAUCAUACCUGCCUAAUAGCGUGAAAACAGAUUGCACAGAGAUCUCAAAUUGUUAAUAAUUCGCAAAAUCGAAUCCGCUUUUUCACAGUAGCAAAAGAUCACCUAAAAUUCGCCGAAAAAUUCUUGAAUUUUUGUCCCUAAAAUUUCUUGUCAAAAACGUAACUUGAUAUGUCCCAGAUUUCUCACACGGACGGUUCCAGGUUUAUCUUCUUAAAUUUUAUUAACGUCAUCCUCAAUUUAAACAAAUCAUACAUAUAGAUCCCUCCGGAAAAAUAUUUUUGUCGUCAUAAAUCUCUCGUUUUCAUAGAUUUCUCCGAAGAAUUCUUUUUGUCAUUGUCCAUGACAUCUACGUUUUGCAUAAACUUCUUUCCUGAGCUUGCAUUAUCCUCUAUAAAUAUUAUACAUACUUUAUAAAAGGAACAUGUCCUCAACAAACGCUAUCAAGAGAAACUAUCUUUAUAUCGAUAUUUUUCUUAUAUUUUCAUAUUAUUAUCUUCUCUCGUUUGUUUCUUAUAUUUCUGCAAUUAAAUUAGUGAAGUGAACCUUGGAUAUUGUAAUAUAUAUUCUUCUUUCGAAGGAACGAAACGGCCAAUCGUGAAAUGCCCCGCUCUUGGAAAAUGCUCUUAUCAUAAUUUUUUUAUUAACACAGCCGAGACUACUCUUCUUUGUUAUCUAAUACUAAAUAUCUCUCGCGAAGGAAAAAGCACGUGAGGACUUUUCGCUGCAUUUCAUUAGAGAUCUCUCGGACGAACGCGGAGAAGGGGGAGGGAAGGAAGGAAGGACGCACGUUCGAAUUUCCAUGGACAACGAAUUAUUUUAAGGGGGUCACGCCGU